AUGCUGGGUAUUUCUGGUACCGCCACCACUCUCUUACUCCUCAUUCUUGGGGCCACCGUACGUGCCGAUGAGCCAACAACGGAGGAACAAAUGGCCGCAAAUCUCGGUAUGUCCAAAUUUCUCGUCCACUUUUCGCGCUUUGCGUGUCCUGAAAGUCCUUCGACAGGCGACAAGGCCGAGUGUGUAGCGUAUGGCUACCAGCCAGUCACCGACGCCUUUGCGAAGAACGAGUUUCCGCCGAUCUGGGUGCCCGUCGCGGGCGUGUCGAACGACACAGAGGGCUACCAAAAAUUCUUGUCGAUUAACGGCAGUGUGCCGAACAUCGCGCCGAAGGGCGUCAAUGGUGUCCCAACACCAAAUCUUGCAUAUGAUGCCGCGAAAGAUCCCGACUGCUGGUGGACAAACACGCAAUGUGUGACUCCCAAGCAUGAUGGCGUCAAGGCUGAUAUUGCGGACGUCCCAGAGCCCAAGACACUGGGGUACGGGUUCGAUGACGGGCCAUAUUGUGGGCAUAACGAGUUCUACAACUUCUUAACAUCCAAGGGACAGAAAGCUACCAUGUUCUACAUCGGCUCGAAUGUGGUAGAUGGCCCGCUACAGGCGCAGCGCGCCGUUAAGGAUGGUCAUGAGCUUUGUGUCCACACCUGGGCUCACCCUUCGAUGACCGCGCUCACGAACGAGCAAGUUUUCGGCGAGCUUUGGUACACCAUCAAAGCUAUCAAGCUCGUUACUGGCGUCACUCCCACUUGCUGGAGGCCACCUCGCGGAGACGCUGAUGACCGGGUGCGGUUCAUCGCUCAAUCGCUCGGACUCGACACGAUCAUGUGGAAAUACGACUCGUUCGACUGGGAGCAAGGCACCAACGGCGUCACCCCGGCUGACGUGCAGAACAACUACAACAAACUCAUUAAUGACGCAAAAAGCGGGGUCCUAAACUCCAGGGGCGCCAUCCUCCUCACGCACGAGCUGAGCAACUACACAAUGCAAACAGCAGUCGACAACUACCCCAAGCUGGUCGAGGCGUUCGAUUACAUCGUCCCUGUUGGCGUUGCGUACAACAAGACGAACCCGUAUGCCGAGACUAGCGUCACACAGCCGUCGUUUGCACAAUUUGCCGCGGCCCAUGGCGGCCCGCCCGCGCCGUCCGGCUCCGCUAGCUCGUCACCGAAGAGCGCAAGCGGAAGCCCACCUGCACCUUCUGCCUCGGGUGUCAAGCUCGAUAACUCGAACUCGACCAAAGCGAACAACCAUAGCGGUGCUGUUACGGUUCGUUUACAGCUUCCUGCUACCAUCCUUGCAUUCGUCGGCCUCGCGAUGACCUUCGCUGUGUGA
Messenger RNA from Mycena indigotica, 1332 nucleotides. Its product is annotated as NodB-like proteiny domain-containing protein. The record is from RefSeq and is a predicted model, not a curated record. Lineage: Eukaryota; Fungi; Basidiomycota; Agaricomycetes; Agaricales; Mycenaceae. The coding region runs from base 1 to 1332 and encodes 443 amino acids. Gene Ontology annotation, biological process: carbohydrate metabolic process. Gene Ontology annotation, molecular function: chitin deacetylase activity. Gene Ontology annotation, cellular component: membrane. The transcript is spliced from 7 exons.